CUGUCGCCAUUUGCAUAAGCAGCAGCUCUCGAAAACUAUAAUCAAUAAGGGUGCUGUGGCACUGUGCCGUGCCGUGCUUUGCUUUGCUUUAAUUAUUAACCCUUGGUUAAUUAAAGCUGGGAGGAGAUUAAUAUAAAGUGGCGUUAUAAGUUAAAAGCAGUAGAUGAAGAAAGGAUGGCGUGUUGCUAUCAGGUUUCCUUGGGAGGAGGAAUAGUGGCUGUGGCCGCAUCUUCGUUUCCCGUUAAUUCAAAAUUAAAACCGUUUCCUGCUCUCAAAGCAGAGCUUCCCAAACCCAUGGCUUCUGAUCUCUCUCCUGACCGUUCGAUCUUCCACGAUGCCUCCUCCUCUUCUCCCCGCCGCGACCUCGUUUUCAUCGUUAAUCCCCGAGGGGCUAAUGGGAGGACAGGCAAGGAUUGGAAGAAACUGCUUCCUUAUCUCCGGUCACGGCUCGAUAAAAAUUGUAACAUAUGUGAAUCUCUGACUUCAGGUCCAUAUCAUGCAAUUGACAUUACAAGGGAGGCAAUAAGGGAGGGUGCUGAUGCUGUGGUUGCUGUUGGAGGUGAUGGUACUCUUCACGAGGUUGUUAAUGGAUUCUUUUGGGCUGGGAAACCUGUCGCCAAUCACAAUAGAGAGGCUACACGUUCAACUGCUCUAGGUCAUCACUGCAAAGCUAAGUUUCCAAUUCCAUGGCGUGGAUUUCUCAAGGUUAGAUAUAAUUAUGUUUUUAUCUUUCUACAGCUCAUACCCUUAGGGACUGGGUCUGACUUUGCUAGAACAUUGGGCUGGAAAAAUGAUCCUCGUGAAGCCAUUGAUCGAAUUGCUGAAGGGCUGAGAUCACCAGUAGAUGUUGGUGUAAUUACUGGAGAAAGUGAAGAAGAAUCUCAUUACUUCAUAAAUGUUGCUGAUAUUCAUCUGAGUGCCAAGGCUGGUUACUUUGCAUCACGAUACAAGAGAUUCGGAAACCUAUGCUAUGUUAUAGGUGCUCUGCAAGCUUUUAUGGGGCAUAAAAACCAAGACCUUAGAAUCAAGGUCAAUGAAGGUGAGUGGGAAACAUGUUCUUUAGUGACAGCUCUUUGUAUUGGAAAUGCCAAGUACUUUGGGGGUGGCAUGAAAAUUACUCCAAAUGCUGACCCUUCCAGUGGAAACUUUGAGGUUGUGAUUCUGCAGGACUUUAAGUGGUAUGACUUCAUUCUGAAGCUACAUAGACUGUACAAUGGGACACAUUUAUCAGUGAAGAAUGUAUCUUCAAGAAGUGUAUUUUCUAUUGAAGUGGAGGACAUUUCUGGCAGUGGAAGCAUUUAUGUUCAGUCUGAUGGGGAACAUUUAGGGUUUCUUCCCAGAAAGUUUUGUAUUUUGCCUUCUGCCAUUCAGAUGAUAUGCUGACAUGAAUCCACAAGAACAAUUCAAUUAGCAACAUGAGCUUGUGCAUUCGAUUUCUUCAAGCUGAUGCAUCUUAUUCACAUUCUUCGGAUGGAAAAAUAGCAGCAGGGGACAACGUAGAAAGGAGAGGCGCCCAUGAGUUUGCCCCAGCAGUGAUGAAGUACUUAACAUGAAUAGAGCCGGUGACAUUUUGAUGGUGUGGGAUAAUUUCUUGCGGCAUUUUUAGUCGCGCGAACCGUCAGUUUGAGGUUUUUGACAGUUGGAGGCUUUGUUUUCACUUGUUAUCGAGAUACGAGUCCGGAUAAUGCCACUGAGUUCAUGAGAGGCUGCAAUGGAACUUUGUUUUUUUAGACCGGUAUUAAAAGAUUUCAGGUUUUAUGAA
Populus trichocarpa (black cottonwood) is the source of this 1762-nucleotide messenger RNA. RefSeq names its product sphingoid long-chain bases kinase 2, mitochondrial. Gene Ontology annotation, biological process: protein insertion into mitochondrial inner membrane; phospholipid biosynthetic process; phosphorylation. Gene Ontology annotation, cellular component: TIM22 mitochondrial import inner membrane insertion complex. The transcript has 12 exons. Lineage: Eukaryota; Viridiplantae; Streptophyta; Magnoliopsida; Malpighiales; Salicaceae. Gene Ontology annotation, molecular function: ATP binding; kinase activity. Bases 175 to 1383 code for a protein of 402 amino acids. The record is from RefSeq and is a predicted model, not a curated record.